Molecule: messenger RNA, 3386 nt
Organism: Nannospalax galili (Upper Galilee mountains blind mole rat)
Lineage: Eukaryota; Metazoa; Chordata; Mammalia; Rodentia; Spalacidae
Product: vomeronasal type-1 receptor 54-like
Exons: 1
Coding region: 1440-2417 (325 amino acids)
Biological process (GO): G protein-coupled receptor signaling pathway
Cellular component (GO): membrane
Molecular function (GO): pheromone receptor activity
Source: RefSeq, a predicted model, not a curated record
UCCUUCAGACUUUUAAAACAAGUCAGGCCACACCCCAGUAACUUCCUCUCAGACUUCUGCAAGGCGGGGGGCCUUCAGGUCCCCACACUACACCUUUUCAGAUGAUAAUCCUUUUUAAGUAUAUAACUAGAAACUGUUACAUUAUUACAAAAUUCAUGUGUAUGAUGCUUUAAAGUCAAUAAAUAUCCUAUGAGAAAUAUCCUACCAAAUCAUUCAUCUAAUCUACUGUACAUUUUACGCCUGGGCCUCUUUAGUGUGAGGAAAUACCACUGCUCACUCGAAGGAAAGAUGUUAUCUUAGACUCCUGUGGAAAACAUCUUCAGGAUGGUUGAAUGCUUCUUUAAUUAAAACCUUACAAUAGAAUGGCCCUGAAUUUACUGUAACUAUAAUUCUAUUUAUCACUCUGAUCUCACAUACUGAAAGAAAAAUCUGGAAUAUGUUCCUGCUGAUAUUUGAUUACUGAGCUCUUCUCACAGAGGCUAUCUAUCCUGGUAUGACAUUAAAAUAUGUAUGAGAUGCACAGUACAGUGUGAUUCAAAGACAAACCUAAAAUUCUACCAUGUUGCUUGGGAAGGGAUUGUUCAGUGUUCUACUGUUUUGAAUUUUUUAUCUUCUCUGUUUCAGGUGGGGACAGAGCUGAUCACUAAUUUAAAAAACUGUCUUCUCUCAGGCCACACACAUAAAGAACUGCAUAAGAAUAAAAUCAGCAGCCAGCGUCCCCACAGAGAUCACUAUGUUCCACAAACACUUCCAGGUUGGGUACAUAGACUGCAUCUUCACACCUAGUGUCUCCAUGACACAGGAACAACUGUCCAUGUGUUCUACAUGAGGUGACUGGAGCUCAGAGUGCUCAAGGUCACACAGAAUAAAUGGGAGAUUGUGGAAUUUGAAGCAGUCUGGAUUAAGAGUUCAUGCUUAUCAGCACAUCUUGCAGAACCCUAUUAAGAGCAUGAGGUCUGCAACAGAGGAAGAGACUAGAGAGAGCACUGAAGCACAAUGACUCUGGGCAUAUCUAAUCCUGGGCUCUCUGUCCUGGGGAAGUUCUCAUCUCUUUUGUGCAAUCUUUCCCACUGAACUUGAUCAAAUAUCGUAGAGCUAUUAUAUACCUAGAAUCAAGGUGAUGCCGAUGAAAACCACGUGAGAUGCUGCUUUUCUCUGAGGAAAAUUCAAACAUGGAGCAAUAGGAAAAUAAACAUUUUAAUGACACUUGGCACCUUUUAAUGUAGAAGAAAGUUUACACAUUGAAAGUCUUGCAGUGGGGCACAUAAUCCAGCCAUGACUAAGAAGUAUUAGAUCAACAGAGAAAGAGGGGAUGGCUUCUGGAUGACCUGAGGUGGGGCUGAGUGUUUAAAUGGAGCAAGGGUGAGUUGGGAUGCAUCAACGUGUUCUCAUGAAGGACACAAUGUUAUCUGAGACUGAGGAACAAGGUUGUACUUGUGAUGAGUUUUCUUGUUCUCUUCAGACAGCUACUAUUUGCUUUUUUCACCCGUAAAAUGAAUAAAGUCAACAAACACAACAUUGGCAUCAGAAACACCAUAUAUUCUGAAGCUGGAAUUGGGAUCUCAGCCAACAGCAUCCUUCUUCUCUUCCACAUCCUCAUGCCCAUUCGUGGGCAGAGGCCCAGACUCACUGACCUGCCCAUUGGGCUCUUGGCUUUAAUCCACCUGCUGAUGCUGAUAGUCAUGGGACUCAUAGCUACAGACAUUUUUCUACCUUGGCAGAGAUGGGAUGACAUCACGUGUAAAUUCAUUAUGUUCUUGUACAGAUUUUUUAGGAGUCUCUCGCUGUGUACCACUAGCCUGAUCAGCAUUCUCCAGGCCAUCACCCUCAGCCCCAGAACCUCCUGUUUAGCAAAGUUCAAACGUAAAUCUUUACAUCUCAUCCUAUGUUCCCUUCUUUGCAUGAGUGUAUUCUAUACAUCCAUUAGCAGUGUCCUCUUAAAACAUAUCAUUGCAACCCCUAAUUCCACCUCACCCAAUCUCACAUAUGUCACUGAAUCUUGCUCUCUUUUACCCAUAAGUCACUCUGUUGGGCAUGCAUUUUUCACACUGCUAACCAUCAGGGAUGCCAUCCUUACAGGAUUCAUGGCCCUGUCGAGUGCAUACAUGGUGACUUUCUUAUACAGACAUAAAAAGCAGUCCCAGUUUCUUCAUGGCACCAGCCUCUCCCCAAUAGCAUCCCCAGAGCAAAGAGCCACCUGCUUCAUUCUGCUUCUCAUGAGUUUCUUUGUGCUGAUGUCCACUUUUGACAGCAUUGUCUCCUACUUGAGACAUACAAAUGACAAUCCAAUAUUGUAUUGUGUCCAGAUUUUUGCAGCUCAUAGCUAUGCCACAGUGAGUCCUUUGUUGAUCCUCAGUACUGAAAAACGUAUAAUUAACAUUGUGAAAUCCAUGAUUUGUAGGACGGUAAACAUCUGACUAUUUGGUGAUGGAUAAGUUCUCUUAAAAGUAGUCAGUGUUCUGGUGUCAGAGCUGUGACUUUUGAUGCAGUGUAUAUGUUCUGUGUUGCAAAUUAAAAUAUAAGGGUGUGGGGUUUGUGAAACCUAUUUAUUUCUAUAUGUAUGGAUGGCUUACAUAGAAACACCCACGUGCCAGAAUAUAUAAGGGUUUCACAUUUCCCAGUGUGUCUUCAAGGGAGACAUGGGAUGUGACUCUAGCUGCCAUGGUGUGUGUUAACACCCACCCCCACUGCAGUGUAUUUUCAAGGGAGAUAUGGGAGGUGGCUCUCAAUGUCAUGGCCUGUGUUACCCACACUACUGUUGAAUAUGUGACAACUUAUAAUACUCUUCAACAAUUCAGUUCCCUCACUUAUCUCUACUUUGCCAGACUAGAUAUGUAAACACUUAUAAAUAUCACAUGAGGAGAAAAUAAACUUGGUCAUCUGCUCAAUGAUGCCUGUAAUAACAGGAGUCACAACAGUGAAAGUUAAACCACAAAAUGUCUAGAACCAUAAGAAUGUAUAAACAAUGUGCAACCUCUACAUACAGUGGACUAUUAUUCAGUCUUAAAGCAGAAGAAAAUUCUGGCACAUGGUACAAUGUAGAUGAUCCCUGAAGCUACCACGCUAACUGAAAUAAGCAUGUUACACAGAAUAAACACUGUAUGAACCUACUUACAGUAGUUAAAACAAUCUGACAGAAACACAACAGAAUGCCAUCUAAAACCAAGAAGGAAAAAACAGGGCAUGCUUGCUUGGUGGAGGCAGAGCUGUGUUCCGGAUGAAAAAGUGCUGCACGUACACAUGCUUAUGGGGUACAAAAAUGUGAAUUUGAUGUGAAUUUCCCAUUUUAAGAACUCAGCUGUGUGCUCAAAAUGGGAAAUGGGGGCCUGGAGAGCUGGCUCAGCGGUUAAGAGCACUGACUGCUCUUGCAGAGGACACGGAUUUGA